GAGCCUGAAGCCUGAAGCCUCUUCUGUGUCCGAGUGUGCGCGCGUGUGUGCGUGUUAACGCGUCGCAGGUCGUUACGCGGAAAACCGCAAAAUUAAAACAACUGCUCCCCCCCCCCCCACCCCCCUGCACCCUCCUAUCCCUCCCCAGUUGAGGAAGUGAGAUGAUAACAUAAGCGUUCCGCCGGGGCAACAUUUCCUUGUGCGUCUGCGGACAGGACGGCCAUGCCUCCGCAGAGAGUGUUCGCCCUGCCCAGGCAGAAAUCUCUGCUGCUGCCCGCGGUCAUCAACCCCUUCGUCCAGGACACGACCCUGACCAAAGCCGCGCUUGUCAAAUGUGUCCUGUUGGGGAUUUUCCUGGUCCCUCUGCGAGCCAUCCUCAUUGCCCUGGUCCUGAUGGUGACAUGGCCAGUAGCUGCCAUCAUAACUUUCAGGCAUCCUCUGAAGGGAGCCGUGGCACCAAUGACUGGCUGGAGACGAUCCAUGUGUCAAAGGGUGAUGGCUGCCUUGGGCAGAGCGUACUACUUUAGCAUGGGUUUCAGAGUGGUAGUGAAGGGGACGCAGGUCGGCAGCAGCGAGGCCCCAAUCCUGGCCGUGGCCCCUCACUCCACCUUUUUUGAUGGAAUUGUGUGCAUCGUGGCCGGCUUGCCAUCCACCGUCUCACGUGUGGAGAACCUGGCUACACCCAUCUUUGGCAGUAAGACGCUCAUCAUUGGUGUGGUUGUUUUUAAAACAGGAAAGCUGGGGCGGUUUGUGCGGUGUCUCCAGCCAGUGUUGGUAUCCAGAAAUGACCCGGACUCCAGGAGGAACACGAUUCAGGAAAUUGACAAGAGAGCAAAAUCAGGAGGCUACUGGCCACAGGUUCUGAUAUUUCCAGAGGGAACUUGUACCAAUCGCUCGUGUCUUAUUACGUUUAAACAAGGUGCCUUUAUCCCAGGGGUCCCCGUGCAGCCUGUGAUCAUUAGAUAUCCAAACAAACUGGAUACAGUGACCUGGACUUGGCAAGGCUUCAGCUCGAAGACGCUGCUGCUGCUGACACUGUGCCAGCUCUACACCACUGUUGAGAUUGAGUUCCUGCCACCUCACGUCCCCACAGAAGAGGAGAAGAAAAGCCCCGCUCUGUUUGCCAGCAGAGUGAGAGAAAUUAUGGCCCAAGCUUUGGGAGUUCCAGUGACAGAUCAUACAUAUGAAGACUGUCGCCUGAUGAUCUCAGCUGGAGAAUUGACACUUCCAAUGGAAGCUGGUCUGGUUGAGUUCACCAAAAUUAGUCGCAAACUCAAUCUGAAGUGGGACAAUGUGAAGAAGGAGCUGGAGGGUUUUGCUGCCAUGGCCAGCGCCUGUAAUGGAGGACGCAUAACUAUUGACGAGUUUGCAACAUUCCUGAAGCUGCCUGUCAACCCAGCUCUCGAGGAGCUGUUUUCCCUGUUCGACAGAGAUGGAGAUGGCACUAUUGAUUUCAGGGAGUAUGUGAUCGGCGUGACCAUCUUGUGUCGACCAGCUAACACGGAAGACGUGCUGCGAAUGGCUUUUCGGCUGUUCGACACAGAUGAAGAUGAAAAAAUCACCCACAAGGAGUUCACUGCUCUGCUGUGCUCUGCUUUGGGCGUGUCAGAUUUAAACAUGGCCAAACUCUUCAAGGAGAUUGAUGCUGAUGGUUCUGGUUUUAUCACCUUCAAUGAAUUCCAGGCUUUUGCCACAACCCACCCUGAGUAUGCCAAGCUCUUUACCACCUACCUGGAGCUUCAGCGAUACCAAGCCAUUCAAGAGGCAGGACCAGGGGAUCUAGAAUUGGCUGGUUGUGUCAGUUCUGGAGGGAAUAGUGAAGAUAGCACAUCAGACAAAAAAGAUGACUGAAAAUUUGCUUGGCUUCACUGAAAGAAAAAAUAUGAAGGUUCCAUUUCGGCGUGGUUUAACUUGCAAAUUCAUACUCAUAUCAAGUAUUUUUGGUGCCUUAUUGGUAUUUUAAAUGUGCAGUCCCCAAACAUGUUAUCUAUAACUGGUAUAGAAAUAUCGAAAACUGUGUUUUACUAUUUCCUUUUUAACAUUUUUUUAUUUCCUUCUGUUAAAACAAAAUUUUUAUGACCCUAUCCGUUUUCUACUCCAAUGAACACAUCCUAAGGUACUUUUUCCAUCAUGGUUGUGGAUUGUCUUCAAAUAAGAGGAAAAGUAGCUAAAUCAACACAUUUUGAAUAUAGGUGAGGAGUUCAUGUGCUUUAGUGUGGCAGUAUAAUUAGUGUUCAGUUAGCUUUAGUGAGAGCUUUCCUGUCUGUUAGAGCCAUGUUUACAAAGAGCAUAUGCUGUGCAUUACACUUUUUUCCAGCGCUCAGGGACACAAACCAUGUAAGACGCCUUUAUAAUUAGCCAGAGGUUUGCUUUGCAUGUCUAUCUAUUUGCAUUUCUACUGAAGACUGUUGUUGCUGAGACAGCAGCGUGUCUGUGCAGUUUUAGGUUUACUUAAGCAAAUCAACCACUGAAAAUAGGGCAAUUUGUGAGCAAAAAGGCAACAGUGCGUCCUCACAGCAGCAUAUUCCAGCAGGGUAUGCUUUGAGAUUAACAAGAGGCAUUGUUAUUUUAUUUAGCAUGGUGUAUUGCAAUUAUGUGGCUUUACUUGUUCUUGUUAACAUUGCAAAAUUUGCUUUUUAAAAUAAAACAACACAACACAACACUUUUUCCUUGUUUGUGUUUGCAUGACUUUUUUAAAGAUAUUCAUCACUCAGGAAACUUGUAAUAACUUUCUCAGACUUUGUUUCUUAAUGAGACCCAAUCGCAAGGGGCAGGCUACAGUUUCGCUGCAGCAGCUCUUAAACCACCACAAGGUGCCAGUAGUUACCUGUUUCAAUUCUAGUGUGUGUGUUAAAGGGAGUGUGUAUGUGUGUUCUUUCUCCAAUUGCUUGUGCAGUUUGAAAGGGUUUUUUUGUAAGUUCAAGCAUUUACUUUUAAGAUGAUGAGCUUCCAGUGCAUUGCGUGUAAUAUUUGAGGUGUUUUUAACAGUGAGGCCUGUUCCGUUCCUCCACUGUUGGAGUUCUCUGUGUGAAUGGAGACUAAUUUUAUUUAAUUGUGUUUUACACUCUCCCACACUGUUCAAAGUGAAUAAUGGAGCUACAUUAAUCGUUGCAUGCAAUCAUGAAAUCGUCAAAUAUUAAUACAGAUGGGUCGUAAGAGGAUUUAAGGGAUUUCUGUAAUUGUCUUUUGUUUUCACACCAGCAAAAGAUAACAGACAACUCAAUAUAAUACAUAAACAUGUCAAGAUUUGAUCUCACGUAUAGGUUUAGAAAAAACAUUAUACUAUCAUGAUUUAUGUGGUAAUAGAUUGUGCACUAUUCUAUUUCUUCAUCUGGCUUCUCUGUGAACCGAUGUGUUAUCAUUGUGAAAUGUGUCCAAGACGUUUACUGGAUUUAUUGCCUUAAGGGACAAGAAUUAGAAAAAGUCUUCUCAUCAAUCAAAACACUGCCUUUAUUUUUUUCCAAGAUUUUGAGCUCGUAUUAUCAGAAUAUUAAUUUGUCCUCAACUGCUUUGAGAAGUGUGAAUAAUGCUCAUAAAGGUUGUUGGCAAAAAAAAUACUUGCCACGUCUCACACAUGCACAGAAAUGCAUCUGGCUGCACCAUCUUGCUAUGUAUGCGCACACACAGGAGUCUGAAAUGAAGGAUGGAAAAAGGAUCUCCUCAUUAAAAGCCUGCUGUUAGACAAACUGUGAUUACCAGCUGUGAUUUCCACGUUCAAUUUGUUUUAACCUUUUCAAACGUAC
Menidia menidia (Atlantic silverside) is the source of this 3743-nucleotide messenger RNA. The record is from the annotation of a GenBank genome assembly. NCBI's taxonomy places the organism in Eukaryota, Metazoa, Chordata, Actinopteri, Atheriniformes, Atherinopsidae.